This is a messenger RNA of Prorocentrum cordatum, 812 nucleotides long. Lineage: Eukaryota; Dinophyceae; Prorocentrales; Prorocentraceae. The record is from the annotation of a GenBank genome assembly.
GACUCAAAGGGGCACCCGAGGCAUGGGUGGAUCACGGCGCAGUAACGAUGGAUCAGAUGGCUCUUGAUCGAGGGCGAUGCGACGGCUGCGUCUUCAUGAGGGCCCAAGACAAGGUCAAGGCAGGCCAACACGCUGAUGGCUCCCUCGCGGCAGGGCCCUGGGAGUCGGUGAACCAACUAUUGGCGGGGCUGGGCGAUGAGCGUAUGCCCUCGGACGCGGUUAAGCUAUGCGACGCAGGCGACGAGGGCAUCUUCCUGAGCAUGCAGGGGAAGAACGAGGUUAAGCAGAAGGGCGACGACGGGUUCCAGAACGCAGCGGGCCACGGCUCGCGCAGGCUGCGCGCGCGGAAGGUGCUGCAGCUGACGAGCCACAGCGCUGACAUGCAGCGCGGAACUGGAGCCCCUGGCCGCGGCAUGCUGGUGUCAACUCAGAGAGGCCAGCGCAGUUUGAAGGAGAUGGCGCGGUGCCUGGCAGGGGCCAAGGACGUGGAGUUAGUGCUGGAGCCAGACAAUCGUAUCGAGCAGAUCGCACAGCGCCGCGCAGACGCAGACUGGGCAGACUACAUGGGCGACAGGAUCUCAGUCAGCGGCGGUGUACUGAAGUGCCGCGCGUGCACUGGGCUGUCGUGGGCGCGGCUUCAGGGCGGCGUGGCCCCGAGCUCCGCGGAAGGCGAGCUGCGCGCGUCAGGGUCUAGAACAGUCGAGGCGCUCGGACUGGCAUCGCUGUUAUGCAAGUGGGGCGAGAACGCGUGGCCUGUCUUGGCGAGCGCCAGCAGAAGCGCGCUGCGCAUCGUGAAGAAGGGAGAGUACCAG